AAGGACCUAAAGAAUAUUCCCACGAACUUGCACUUCAUUUCCUCCACCAACGUGUCUCCAGUCUUCAAAGCUCACCGUCAACAGCAUGUCUGAUUCAGAAAGCUCAACCCACGCUGUUAGCCCCAAGGUCGGUACCGUUGCAAGACCGCCAGGUGCGCAGGUUCGGCGGAGGGCUGCAAACACGCAGGUAAAACCGAACUCAACGCGUGCAGCAGGAGCUGGCGGCUCUUCGGGGACAAUGCUGAAACUUUACACUGACGACUCACCAGGGCUGCGAGUAGACCCAUAUGUCGUCCUCAUACUCUCGUUGGCGUUUAUUGGAUCUAUCUUCUUUUUGCAUAUUUCCGCCAAAAUAAUCCGGUCUUUCACCAAGUGAUAGCCUUGUAAUGGACACUUUUAUGCACUUUGACUAUAUCCCGCAUUGCGGAACAUGUGCACUCAGCGCUUGCGUCGUAUGACAUGCUGUACAACAAUUUAUCGCAGAGUGAGGCGCUGCGUACCCUCUCGUCGUCCAAUUACCUGGACUGUCUUGGCGAGACUAUUGUUUUCCACUGUCCGCCAAUGAGUUCGACAUCCAGAGAAAACAUAUCGCACGGUGAGGCGCUGUGUAUCCUUGUG
Messenger RNA from Suillus plorans, 618 nucleotides. Its product is annotated as Pre protein translocase Sec Sec61-beta subunit. The record is from RefSeq and is a predicted model, not a curated record. The transcript has 4 exons. Gene Ontology annotation, biological process: intracellular protein transport. Gene Ontology annotation, cellular component: Sec61 translocon complex. The coding region runs from base 86 to 376 and encodes 96 amino acids. NCBI's taxonomy places the organism in Eukaryota, Fungi, Basidiomycota, Agaricomycetes, Boletales, Suillaceae.